UUCAAUUUAUCUUUUUAUGGUGACAUAUAUGCUGCUAUGCCCACCAUCUUGCCAUUUUGGUUUAUUUGUUAACAUAGCAUGUUUCGCUAAGAAUAUUUAUCUUUAGAGUAAUAAAAUCUAUUAAGUAAUCAUUUUUAAGCCUUCAAAAUGUUUAACGAAGACUCGUCUACAAUUAGUAACUGUAUAAUUAAAUUAAUUAUUUUCAGACUAUCGUAAUUGUGGGGAUUGCUGUAAGUAGCGUCUCCGACGGAUUCAUUUUUGGCCAAAUGUCUGGGAUGUUGGAAGCUUUGCACAAUGCUGAAGGCUCAUUUUCGCUCGACAAUAAUGAUUUGUCAUGGAUCGCUUCUACGAUUAACGUCACAUGCAUAGUUGGAUUCGCUAUAAUAGCUGUGGUAACAGAAAUAUUUGGAAGAAAAUUGUCCGUAACUAUAGCAACAAUCCCAGUGAUUAUAUCCUGGAUAAUGACUUACACAGCUCACAACAAAACAGUUUUAUUACUAUCUAGACUUUUUGCAGGAAUUUCGUACGGAGGUAUUUUAUUUACAAGUUAUGUAAACAUAGGCGAAUAUAUGUCUCCUAAUAUCAGAUUCAUGUCUUUUAAUAUGCUAGUUUCCGUGGGAUCUCUUGUCGGAACUAUGUUAGGACACAUGUUAAGCGUGGUAAUGGAUUGGAGGAACGUGGCACUCGUUGGGCUCAUUCCUUCUCUAAUAUCCGCUACGAUUCCAUUCUUUUGGGUUGAAAGUCCGAUGUGGUUAGCAGGAAAAGGCAGAUUCGAAGAAUGUGAAAAGACCUUUCGUUUACUUCGCACGCCAGGAGAGGAUGCGGAAGAAGAAUUAAAACUUCUUAUAUCUGUUGAGAAAGAUAAAAAAACUAAGUAUAGACAAAUGAAAAGUAACCUUGUUGCAUUGAAUAUGUUAAAGGACGCUUUUAAGAAACGGUAUUUUUGGAAAAUAUUCUUUUUAUCCUUACUCGUUAAUAUAUAUAAAGUUGCAGCUGGCAGGGUUUUGUUCAGUACAUUGGCAAUAACAAUUCUUCAAGGCAUUACGGGUACAUCUGAUAUACUUUUAUUUACCUUAACAACUAACGGGUUUGCUGUCUUUGGCGCUUGCAUAUCAUGUUUAUUACUGCGAAGAUUCAAAAUGAGACAAUUGUUAUUUCCAACUGCAUUCUUAGCUAAUAUUUGUCUUAUUAUUUUUGGCCUUGUAAUAUAUUUGAAGCCGGAUAAAGAUGAGGUUUUUAAUUGGAUUAAAAUUUUACUUCUUGCGACAUAUUUAGUGAUUGUUGGAGCUGGACCUUAUCCAGUGUCAGAAUCUAUAUUAACUGAGAUUCAUCCACUAGAGCUCAAAACGUUCAACAUGUUUACAAUCGGUGCUAUUUCUGGUGUCAUCCAAUUUUUAGCUAUUAAAUUGGCCCCAGAUAUGUUCCUUGUCAUAGGUUACCAUGGAGUAUUUUUCAUUAACGCUUUUAUAACAUUUCUAUGUCUUGUUUACCUCUGGUUCUUUUUACCGGAAACUAAAGGUAAAACAUUACAAGAAAUUGAAUUGUAUUUAAAAAAUAAUAAUUGUCAUGACUCCGAUAACAUAAAACAAGAACAAAUGAAGGAAUUAUUAAACAUAAAAACAAUAGCGGCUAGUGAUCUAAACGCCUGAAAUCGGAUUUUACUAAAAUAGAGCAAAAAUAUACUUCACCAAAGAACAACCAUAAACCAUCUAAUGAAAUUACGAUAGCCAAUUAUAUAAAUACUAGAGAUUUUUAAUAAUCUAGUCACAACGAUCAAGUCCCUUUAUUACUUAGCAUGUAUAAUUUUAAUUUUGACGGCUCAUUGGUCUAGUGGUUAGUACCCCUGACUGCGAA
Pieris napi is the source of this 1854-nucleotide messenger RNA. RefSeq names its product facilitated trehalose transporter Tret1-like. The transcript has 2 exons. Bases 267 to 1649 code for a protein of 460 amino acids. Gene Ontology annotation, biological process: transmembrane transport. NCBI's taxonomy places the organism in Eukaryota, Metazoa, Arthropoda, Insecta, Lepidoptera, Pieridae. Gene Ontology annotation, molecular function: transmembrane transporter activity. Gene Ontology annotation, cellular component: membrane. The record is from RefSeq and is a predicted model, not a curated record.